AGUUGAAGAUGGAAGACAAAGAAAAUCAACCUGAUGCACUACCAGAUAUAAAUCAACAUAGCUUAACAGACGCAGUUUACAAUAUGGCCGAGUCUUCCAAGCAGAAAAAUAAUACAACAAAAGAACUUAAAAUUAGUACAAGGCUAAAAACUUUUAAAUGUGAGAUUUGUAGCGAAUCAAUAAGUGGACGAAAACUGCUCGAAAUCCACAUGCGGACACAUACUAAAGAGAGAAUAUUUAAAUGUGAUGUAUGUAGUAAAUCAUUUAGUGGGCCUAAAAGGCUUGAAAUCCAUAUGCGGACACAUACGGGAGAGGGGUCGUUAAAAUGUGAGGUGUGUAGUAAACCAAUUAGUGGGCCUAAAAGACUUGAGGUCCAUAUGCGGACACAUACGGGCGAGAGACCAUUCAAAUGUGAGGUUUGUAGUAAAUCAUUUACUACUAAAUACAAUUUACAAAUACACCUUCGAAUACACACUGGAGAGAUGCCAUAUUCGUGUAGUCACUGCAGUAAAUCAUUUCAAAGUCUAGACGCCCUAAAAGCACACAUGUAUACGCACAACUUUGAGAAAAAUCACAAGUGUGAUGUCUGUGGCAGUUCAUUCAUAACGCUGAGCAGGCUGAACAACCACAAGAAAACACAUCUCAACGACGAAACCCAUCAGUGUGAAGUUUGUGACAAAACCUUUAGAAAUAAAUACAUUUUGAGGGCACACAUGUUGAUUCAUACGGGAGGCGCAGAAACAUAUACAUGCAAGAUCUGUGAUAAAACCUUUACUUCAAAGAGUUACUUUCUCACUAAGCAUGUCAUGAUUCAUACGGGGGAGAGACCGCAUAAAUGUGAUGUUUGUGGUAAAUCAUUUAAUUCCAUAAGCACACUUAACAUGCAUGAGAAAACGCAUUCCGGACAAAAGUCAUAUGAAUGUGAUAUCUGUCAUAAAACUUUUAUAAGAAGUUCUUGUUUGGUAACUCACAAAAGAAUUCACACGGGAGAGAAGCCGUACGAUUGCAAAUUUUGUGAUCGAUCGUUUAGAAGCAAUAGCGAUCUUCGCGGUCAUGUUGUGAAACAUACAGGCGAAAAACCACAUGCUUGCGACAUUUGUCAUAAAUCAUUCACUCGACGGCAAGAUGUUAGACGUCACAUGAGAAGCCAUACUGGUGAAAAACCUUUUAAUUGUGAAAUCUGUGAUGUAUCGUUCCGCGACAAAGCUGCCGUUAAAGUUCAUGUGCGAAAGACACAUGUGAAAGAAAAAUGCUUUAAAUGUGAAGUUUGUACGAAAUCGUUCCUCUCGGAAAACACCCUUCAUUCCCACAUGAGAGUUCAUACCGGAGAGACGCGCUAUAAAUGCAAAAUCUGCUCGAAAUAUUUCAGCUCGCAGAAUUAUCUCGAAACUCAUAGGAUGAUCCAUACUGGCGAGAAACCACAUCGAUGUGAUGUUUGUAAUAAAUCAUUCACCCAGCUUGGUGGAUUACUUAGACAUCAGAAAAUUCAUUCAGGAGAGAAGAACAUCAAGUGUGAAGAAUGCGACAAAAUGUUUAAUCGACUUGAUAGUUUGAAAUCGCACAUGAGAAUCCAUUCAGAAGUAAAACCAUAUAAAUGUGAUUUAUGUAGUGAAUCGUUUAAAUAUCCUUCGUCGUUACUCACCCAUGUCAAUCAUCAUAAGGGCGUGACAGAUUACCAAUGUAAAAUAUGUGAAAGAUAUUUAUGUGACAAACGAUCAUUAAAAAGACAUUUAUUAACCCACGGAGAUGAGUAUCUUGAAAAAAGAGAAACGGAUGUUUAA
Molecule: messenger RNA, 1781 nt
Organism: Patella vulgata (common limpet)
Lineage: Eukaryota; Metazoa; Mollusca; Gastropoda; Patellidae
Product: zinc finger protein 600-like
Exons: 1
Coding region: 9-1781 (590 amino acids)
Biological process (GO): regulation of transcription by RNA polymerase II
Cellular component (GO): nucleus
Molecular function (GO): RNA polymerase II cis-regulatory region sequence-specific DNA binding; DNA-binding transcription factor activity, RNA polymerase II-specific
Source: RefSeq, a predicted model, not a curated record